Messenger RNA from Nerophis ophidion (straightnose pipefish), 633 nucleotides. Its product is annotated as kinetochore protein Spc25-like. The record is from RefSeq and is a predicted model, not a curated record. Gene Ontology annotation, cellular component: Ndc80 complex. Lineage: Eukaryota; Metazoa; Chordata; Actinopteri; Syngnathiformes; Syngnathidae. Gene Ontology annotation, biological process: chromosome segregation. The transcript has 6 exons.
AUGCACCGACUUAGGCAACAGCGACUCUAUGAAAGAACCUACUCAAAAGCCUCAGUUACUGAAUCUAAUCAUCACCUGCCCGUCGAGCUGGAUCAGGCCAUGGUAUCUCAUCCACAUCACGUGCAAGAUGGGAAGGAAAAUCUGCACAGUGAUUUGCAACAUAAUGCACUAUUGAAGGAAAAACGGCACGCUAUUGCAGAAAUGGCAUCUGAUAUCAAUCAGAAGGAAAUGCAGAGAUACGCCGUCAUUCAGAAGAUUGAGAAGCUUAAAGAAGAUCAAACAAGGAGAAAAGAGUUAAUCGAGUCUCAGUAUAAAGCAAACAAGGACAGACUGAAGAACCUGCAAAAAGCCAGAAUUGUCUUUCAGGAGAAUUUAUGAAUGGAAAUACAAACGAUCCUCGGCAUGGCACAGAAUGUCAACAGUGAAAAGUUGCAGUUUGUGUAUUGGAAUAUCAACCCCACUGAUCUGAACAGUGCCUAUGUUAUCACAAUGGGAAUCAAGGAGGACAGAGCAUAUCAAAUUGUGUCGAGCGACCCUGCGCUUGAGUGUCUGCCAGAUUUGGAAAGACGCCUUCAGGAGACUAACAACUUACCAGCUUUCCUGGCCAAUGUAAGGAAGCAGUUUAUCUCCUGA